This is a messenger RNA of Mytilus trossulus (common blue mussel), 994 nucleotides long. RefSeq lists its product as uncharacterized. NCBI's taxonomy places the organism in Eukaryota, Metazoa, Mollusca, Bivalvia, Mytilida, Mytilidae. The transcript has 5 exons. The record is from RefSeq and is a predicted model, not a curated record. Gene Ontology annotation, cellular component: membrane. The coding region runs from base 230 to 865 and encodes 211 amino acids.
CCGUUGAUAUUGAUCAUUUCUAUCUUGUGGUAACUCUUUCACAAUUUUCAAUACUAUUUAGUAUACAUUUCCAAACCUCUGCUGCUGAUACUGUUUCUUAAUCACAACAAACUCUUACGAAAUAACAUGCUUGGCUUGCACAUCUACACAUACUAUACAUUAUAUGAAGGUCGUUGACUUUUAUUAAUCAAGAAACUACAGCUGUACUAGUAAAAACAAGGAGAACGCAAUGAGUGAGAAAAAUCAAGAAACGAUUGGAUUAGGCGACUAUCCAGCCCAACCUCAGGGAUAUCAUAGUGGUGGUUAUGCAGGAAACCCGAACCAACCUCCGCCUUACGAUAGCAAUACCCAAGGGUAUGGUCAACCACAAGGUUAUGCACAGCCACCCCCUCCUCAAGGAUACAGUCAACAACCUGGCUUUGCACAGCCACCCCCUCCUCAAGGAUACAGCCAACAAGCUGGGUACCAACCAGUACCUCAAGGCUAUACACAACAAGGCUACCCGCAAACACAACAUUAUGGAAAUCAACCGAUGUAUGGAGGUCAAGGACAAAAUGUUAUUGUUGCACAGCCUAUGCCUGUAACUUCGGUAAUGACCACCUCACAACCAAGACCAACCAAUUGGUUAGUUCCAGCAAUCCUGACGUGUCUAUGCUGCUUCUGGCCAACUGGAAUAUGUGCUAUAUUAGCUGCUCGUAGUGCUAAUCAAGCAGCUGAUGAAGGAAACAUGCCAUUUGCUCAGGAAAAGGCAACUAAAGCUAGGAAUUUCAUAGUUAUAACAGUUAUACUUGGUGUCAUAUGCCUUGCAAUAUUUAUAGUCUUGAGAGUUAUGGGAACCUCAUCGAGUUCCUCCUAUUAUGGCUAAUUAUAGAAACUGAUUUCACCCUGGCUUCAAUACAGCAUUAUAGACUAUAAUUUUUACAUUUAUGUUUGUGUCGGAAAGUCCAUUACAUUGUAUUCCAUGACUGUAUAAUCAUGUAGUUGAAUAUUCAAC